Paecilomyces variotii is the source of this 765-nucleotide messenger RNA. RefSeq names its product N-terminal domain of NEFA-interacting nuclear protein NIP30-domain-containing protein. Bases 1 to 765 code for a protein of 254 amino acids. The transcript is spliced from 2 exons. Lineage: Eukaryota; Fungi; Ascomycota; Eurotiomycetes; Eurotiales; Thermoascaceae. The record is from RefSeq and is a predicted model, not a curated record. Gene Ontology annotation, cellular component: nucleus.
AUGUCUUCCGGCUUUGUAUCCGCAGGGACCAACGAAGAGCCUGUGACUCGCGAUGACGAAUGGCUCCGGGCACAGCAGGAAUUGGAGGAAGAGCGGAGACGGAAGGCGGAGAUAGGAAAACAGAACGAUGGGAAGAGUCUCUAUGAAGUGCUGCAGCAGAACAAGAUGGCCAAGCAAGAGGCCUUUGAAGAGUCGAUUCGACUGAAGAACCAAUUUCGAUCUCUGGAUGAGGAUGAGGUCGAGUUUCUAGAUUCGCUCCUCGAGUCGACGCGAGCCAAAGAGGCUGCGGUCAAGCAAGAGACCGCUGAGCAGCUGGAAGCAUUCCACCGUCAGCGCCAAGAAGCCGAUAAAGCCCUACUCGAAACAGCAUCUGGAGAGACAGCCAAUCCUGGGGCAGGAUCCCCGGGCGAAGAGGAGCAAUGGGCGAUCUCCGGACGGAAAAGGAGGCGUGAUAAGAAGAAGGAAUCAUUGAUCCCAGGGAAAAGACGCAAGUCAUCAGCGGCAGAAGAGGCGGAGGCUUCUGGCUCUACGGAGCGGAAAGCCAGCUCUGCGUCCGCCAAGGAAGAUACCGAGAAGAAUAAAGAGGGGUCAAAGUCAUCGAUAUCACCAUCGACGAACCAGUCACGGCCGGCAGCAGCCACUGUAACGGCACAAGGGCUCCCAGAAAAAGCUCAAACACCUUCGCAGCCCAGUCCUCCUGUGGCCAAAGCUGCUGCACCAUUAUCAGGGUUAAUAGCCUAUAGUUCCGACGAAGAUUCGUCAUAA